Molecule: messenger RNA, 1434 nt
Organism: Protopolystoma xenopodis
Lineage: Eukaryota; Metazoa; Platyhelminthes; Monogenea; Polystomatidea; Polystomatidae
Source: the annotation of a GenBank genome assembly
AUGGUAAAGUACUUCGCACGUGGCACAGCGCUGUUCCUCUGCGCAGCUCAUCGCUUAGGAAUGUUUUUCGAUGCCGGAUACAUCUGGUUCCUAUCUCCUUGGCUUCAAGUGCAGUGGUGGGAAGAUCUUUUCCAGCCGCGGCCGUCUUCCGGCCCUCCUGAUAUGGACUGCACUGGGGAGCAACUGGCGAGCAUGACUCAGUUUGCCUUUGCACUCGGCCUUGGUCUUGCUUCUGGCUACUUAUCGCAAACGAAUGAUCUCAUCCUAGGCGCGAUCUCCGAGAGUGGACCUCAUUUCCGAGGCAAUUCAAGCGGACUUGUCCUUGGUGCUUCUGGAGCUGCUAGUAGCUUCGCAGAAACCCAGUUUAUCCCUCCAUUGUCUUUUUCUCUAGCGUCCAAUUUAUCCCCCUCUGCAACUCCGGAUUAUCCUUCCGUCGCUCCCACCGCUUCAUCAUCUGUCUCAUCCUCUUCUUCGGAUGCUGGCUCUGUUGACAUGUACAAAUGGUAUACAUACGAAGCAAUUGUUAUCCUGGGUCAGGCACUAAAGGAUAUGCUGCUCGAUAAUCCUAGUGCUGUCUCCAUUCUGCACACUGUAAACGGGUCGAAUGUGUUGCGCGACUACGUUUCCCGCGUCCGUUUAGAUAUGAAGACCGGUACAGCAAGUGGCGACCCGACAUCUGGCGAAUGGUUGCCAACUAGCUCUAUCUCUUCAACAUCAAUCCUUCGGCCUUUGGCUGAUGAGGCCGUUGAGGACAUUUUUGGCCCCCACGAAGCAAGGCUACGAGUCCGACGUUCUCAAGCGGACUCUGGAGAUAUUGGUGUCCUGCCUACGGCUAGUCUGCGUUCUGCUAUACAACACCAGCAGCAACAGCUAUUAACGGAAGUGGGUAUCCCGAGUGAUGUAGACCUAUUGCGCUUUAAUUCUGAAAAUGAGCGUGACGCCUCUAUUUGGGUGCUGCGCCAAUACGACGUCAAUUCCACUCUGCCCAUUUUCGUCUGGGUAGCUAACAACACCCUGCCGAUGUCUAGUGGUAAUCAUUCUCGUUCAGGUUAUGAGGAGUUCAUGGCCACUGUGACUCGCAAAGAAAUGGAGCGCGUGCAUUGGUCUAAUUCAACUAACGGCAGACCACCUAGCGAUGGCUCUGCGGUUGCUGAACGAGCUUGCGUUUUCGGCUUCUUGACAAAACCAUUUGGUCUGUCCUGCGUCAACGCCUCGGUUCUUGCAUCCAUUGCCAUCCUCCUGAUACUCAUGACCCCUCUAGUCCUAUGCUUUGCCAUUCACUACAAACGAAAGCUGCGCGAAGCUGAAAAUAGAACCAAGAAGCCCUAUGAGGAGCUGUGUGCAGAAUUGGCUGAUUUGGAUGUAGGUCACAUAUAUUAUGCAUUCGUUUUUCACACUUCUAUCUUUCCCAGAGUCGAUCGGACUCGUAACUAA